Molecule: messenger RNA, 7344 nt
Organism: Polypterus senegalus (gray bichir)
Lineage: Eukaryota; Metazoa; Chordata; Cladistia; Polypteriformes; Polypteridae
Gene: frmpd3
Product: FERM and PDZ domain containing 3
Exons: 20
Coding region: 1629-6728 (1699 amino acids)
Cellular component (GO): cytoskeleton
Molecular function (GO): protein binding
Source: RefSeq, a predicted model, not a curated record
CUUACAACCGUUGCCAAAGAACUUGUGUGUGAAAUUACAAUAACAACACUAAGCCUUUUUUAAUUUGUGCAGCAUAUGAAUGUUCCUUCUUUAUUGUGAGCUCGUGGGAUUUCUGCUAAACCUGUUUUAAAUCUUUUUUGCUUUACAUUUUUGAAUUGCAAUCUUUGAUUACAUCUUUUAUGCCAAUUAAGAGAGCCCUGAAAUUUUUUCCACACCUUGGCUUAACUGACGAUACACUUACUGCAGGUUCGUACAACCUGUCCUCAGAAGAUGAAUGAUAGUGCGGGCUGAGGGGAAAAAAAAUCCCUCUCGUCAGGCUGAAUAUUCCUAAGGUGCUGCUUGUUUGCCGGCAACUGGAGUUCAAUGAAGAUUACCCUUCUACCCAUGGACCUGUGUCACCUGACUUUAUACCUCCAGCUCAGCUUGAGCUACAUUAGAGGCACUCCACCAGUUCUUGACAUAUAGAUGCAGAUGGAUAAAGCAGCAAAAAAGCCUGUUUUUUCCUGUCAAUUUCUCUUUGCUUCUCUUCUGCUUUUCAUAAUUAAGAGACUCUGUGCUGGCCUGGAGAAAAAAGAAAAAGAGCUAACUUUCCAGCUUCACUGUGAAUCCUGGGGCUCCAGUCUAAACUAGGGAUAUCAGUAAUAUGCCUAUGUCGGCACCUGCUUGUUUCUGGAUUGGAAUAGAAGGCAGCCACAGGAGUCAGCCCUACUGGAAUGGUGUGCACUAAAUGUGAAGGAUAACAACUGACCGACAGUGCUGGUUUCAUUGCAAGGGUUUAUUGCCUCUGAGUUGCCUGUCCCUCUGCAAGGUCCCAGACACUAGUAGCUGCCACCGGGUGGAGAUGGUGGUGUUUGUGUAGCUCUGCAAUGGAUAAAGUGUCCCCUGCAAAAGCAGGUGGCAAUGAGGAGCUGAUACGCCUACAAUAAUCCUGGCAUUCAGUAUUAGUUUAGAACAUCAGAGGCAUGUAUUUCGACUUGGAGCUUUACGUGUUGAAAAGAAUUUUGUGUGGAAGCCAUAUAAUAUUUUAUCAUUAUAAAAAGGCAACAUAUUGCAAACAUCUCUGGUUUUCUUGACCUGGGACAGCCCGGAUGCCACCUGCUCUUUCCAGUUUCUACUUCAAACAGCUUUUAUUUUCAUCACUUUCAAGGCACAGGUAUGGUUACAACAACAUCAACAAGACGUCCAAACGCAGUAACUCGCCGUCAUCUUGUGGUCAUUCGGACACAAUCUUGAUGAGAUCACCUACAGACUAGAACAACUCCCCUGAAUGCUAAUGACCUUCACAUCAGACCACCCUGCCAAGCCACUACAUCUGGAUGGAUGAGUGGACUCUGACUUUGUGGCUUUUCGCUUCUUUGCUCUACCAGGUGAAUGUUUACAACACAUCUAGUCUUUCUUAGAAGAGAAAGAUUUCCCCUACGCCGACUCUGUUCAGGGGAUGGCCCAGGACCAGGAUGGACAGACAGAUUCACGUGGAAGGUGCCAAUCCCUUCUCCUAUGGGAAUUUGCUCCCACAAGAGAUGUUGUGUAACAGUGAAGCAUUUUCCGGCUCUUGAGUCUUUUCUACCAUUAAAGUCAGGUGAACUACAGAAAAAUCUAAAUUGGUAUACCUGAAAAAAUAUCCUGUAAUGCAAGAAGAGAGCUAUGAUGAUGACAUGGAAAGUGACAGUCUGACUCCUGGCACAGCCCGGCAGGUUAGAAUUCAUCGCGAUCCCACGCAAGGAUUUGGAUUCGUUGCUGGUAGUGAAAAACCAGUCAUCGUACGAUCUGUUUCUCAAGGUGGUCCUUCUGAUGGCAAACUCCUCCCUGGGGACCAAAUUCUUGCCAUUAAUGAAGAGGCUGUGAGCGACGUGUCCAGAGAACGAGUUAUAGACCUUGUAAGGAACUGCAAGGAAUCCAUCCUACUCACUGUGCUGCAACCUCACCAGUCCCCAAAGUCUGCCUUCAUCAGUGCUGCCAAGAAAGCCAAGCUACGGUCCAAUCCCCCAAAAGUGCGAUUCUCUGAACCAGUUUCCGUCAGCAAUCCAGAUCACGAGAUGCUGAAGGAAGACGCUCUACUCCUGAUCCCAAAUGUGCUCAAAGUGUUCCUGGAGAAUGGACAAAUCAAGUCCUUUACAUUUGAUAGCCGCACCACUGUCAAGGAUGUGAUGGUGUCUCUGCAAGAUCGACUAUCCCUCCGCUAUAUUGAACAUUUUGCCCUGGUUCUCGAGUUUAGCGGCUCAGAUCAGAAUCACCGUUUGCACAUUCUCCAGGACAGCCAGCCUCUUACUCAUGUGGUGCAGCGGACCUACUUCCAAGGAAUGAAGUGUCUCUUUCGUAUCUGCUUUUUCCCAAAGGAUCCGGCAGAUUUACUGAGAAGAGACCCGGCUGCUUUUGAGUACCUCUACAUCCAGAGCCGCAAUGAUGUGAUUAAAGAGAGACUGGGCUCAGACUGGAAGUCGGAAGUGACUCUUAAGCUCACAGCGUUGCAUAUCUACAUCACUGUCUCUGCUGCCAGACCUAACCAAAAAAUAUCUCUGAAGAAUGUGGAGAAAGAGUGGGGCCUGGAACCCUUCCUGCCUCCAUCACUACUUCCCUUAGUGAAGGAAAAGAAUGUCUGCAAAUCACUUUCACAGCAACUGAAGGCCUAUCAAAACCCUCCUCCCACAGGGAACAAGGUACCAGCCAUCCAGGCAAAAUUGCAGUACAUGAGAGUUCUUAAUGAACUGCCACCAUUUGGAGGUCUCUUGUUCAACACCGUAGGGCUGGGUGACAAGCAGCCUGCCACCACACUCCUUGUUGGGCCUCGUCAUGGGAUUAGCCAUGUCAUUGACUUGAAGACUAAUCUGACCACAGUUUUGUCAGAGUUCAGUCGGGUGAACAAGAUCCAGCUCUUUAGGGAAAACCAAGGGGUCGCUCGUGUUGAAGUCAGCAUUCUGGAGGUGAAGCCCUUGGUCUUGUUGAUGGAGUGGCCAGAUGCUGCUAACUUUGCGUGUCUGAUAGCUGGCUACUACAGGCUGUUUGUGGAUCCUAAGAAAGUGAUAUUCUGUCGAACAUCUAGUCAAUCUCAUAUGAUCAAGGCAGAUUACAGAAAUAUCCAACCAGUCCUUCGACCAGCUCCUUCAGCUCAGACUGGUAGGAGAGAAGAUGCGCUGGUCACAGAUAGGCUGUCAAGAGAGUCGACUCAGAGAUCAGCUGGACAGACCAACCCAAGUGUUGACAAUUUGUGCUAUCUUCACAUGAAGGAGCAGCAUCAGUACCAACAGCAGCAAAAAGAGCAAAAACGGCAAAUUGACAUUAAUGAGAAUGUUAUACCAGUGGAUGAAAGCAGGCCUCGUACCAAAUCUGAUCCCACCUACAAAUGUUCCGAUCCAGUGGCUGCAGCAAGCAGCCCAACACAUGAGAGCUCAAAGACUAGGGCUCGGGCAUAUACCCUAGACCCUGUUCAACAGGCGGGGCACUUCUACUGUGACUCAUGCAAAGCCAAGCUGAAAGCAGCUGCUUCUACAGCCCCAGUGGGAGCAGGUUUGCGUACACAGAUAUUGCAACAGUGUGCUAACGCCUGUGGCUCCCGUGAGGGUACGGUGGAUCUCAUCUCCCUACCACCACCAGGAAGUGACGAAGAACAGGAUGAUGAGGAAGGUACAAUAAAGCCACCACCGGCAACUAUUGCUGCCCCACCACCUGGUUUCCGAGACAACAGUUCUGACGAGGAUGAUCCUAAACGGCGGGCAGCUGCAGCCGCAGCCGCAGCUGCAGCAGCAUCUUCAUCAGUAGGACGGCGAGAUCAGUCUGAAGAAGUGCCUGUAACACUCAUUGACAAUGUGGCAACGCGAACCGUGAGGGACCAUGCCCAGGAACUGGACGAUGCCUUGGUGUCUACCUUGCAGGCACUAGAAGCUCUGGCGGCAUCUGAGGACUAUCCACAUCACCACCAUCACCAACCACAACAAACAGCAGGUCUUAUUGUGUUAGCAGCAAUCACCCCUGAGUCCUCUCUGGAUUCUGGCCAUGAAACAAACUCCUCAGAAUUGACAGACAUUUCUGAAAUGGUAACAGCGAUGAAGCAGCACCCCAGUUCUACCUACCUGCUAGCUCACCACAUCAACAAGGAGCGUAUUUUCAACCGACGAGAAUUUUCUCUGGCUAUCCCCGCUUGCACCACACAGGCAGUGGGAGGAGCAACUAUCUCCAUGGGCCAGCUGCGGACAGGGUGUCCUGCAAAGCCACUUAUUCUCAGUAAAGCAGGCCCUAUGCGGAUAACUCCCAGCCAGGAAGCAUCACCUACAGGAGAUCAGGGAAAAUUUUCAGACCAGAAAAAUCCAAAUGACCAUGGACAAAUUUCUACAGAGCCCAAAACAGAUCUAAAAACAGCAGUCAGCCCUAGCGUUAUUAAGACCACAGAGGUUUUUCCUCAGGUUUCAAGUGAGCCAAAACAUGCUAGUCCAUCUGAAAAAAGAAAGGCGAGUAAAGAGCUUAAGACGUCAUGCCUCACAGAAGAUGGUUUAAGCCCCAUUCUCUCUCUUGAUGUCAAAGAGAAAGCAUUAGUUCCUGUUAGCUCUGAAACAAUCAAUAAGGCCUCAGCUUUGCUUUCACCAGCAGACAUCAAUGCUUCUGUCAAGUGUAAGCAAAUAAGUACUACCUCUGACCCAGAAUCUGCAAGUAAGGCCAAUGUGACUUCCAAAUUGAAGGUUGCUGCCAUAGAUGCUGAAUUGUUAUGCACUUGUCCUGUGCGCAGUGAGGGAGGGUUACAGUUGAAGGACACACAGACCCAGAAAGUAGCUUCAUUCCAUUCUUCCUCUCCCGCUAAUGAUGAUGAGAGAUUCAGUGCUAAAGCUAAAAGUCUGCCACUGCCAUCUAGCAAAGAAGUUGGAAAGGGAAAUGAAGCAAGCCAGAAAUCAAGUGUGGGCCUCUUUGUACCACCCCUCAUCUCCGAAUCUACUGAACGUAGGGAGAGGUUAGAAGCAAAGGCAGAUGCCUCAGAAAGCAAAAGUGCCACUGAUGCACAAAAGUGCCCAAAAACCUUACUCCAAAGGAUAGAAAGUGUGCAACCUGCAGGCUCAGCGGAAGCUCCUACAGAUUGCAAAAAGCUGAAUUUGAGUAAAUCAAAAUCACAGAAAAGUGCACCUUUCCUCAGCUUCAGAAACUUGCUGUCAGCAACUUUCCCAGCACGUAUGAAACGUGAGACAGAUGAGCGACAGGCUCAGCUGCAAAAAGUGCGUCAAUAUGAACUGGAGUUCCUUGAGGAGCUUUUAAAGCCAAAGGCUGCCCAAAUGGAAUUGCUCCCUCAAGGAGCUUCACCAGUGCCAGCAGGAACACCCUGUCCCUGCCAGCUAAGGACCAGUCCAGUUCAAAAAAUUCCAGGUAUUUCUAGAGAGCAAAGGCGGAGCUGUGAUUGUAAAAGGAUAUGUCGGGGAAUGCGCCUUCCAGACACGCCAGUAGGGUCAGUAAUGGAAAAGAGAGGGCGAGAAAAUAUUCCUUACAAGCCACCGCUACAGAAACAACUGCAGCAGCCAGAAGAAGUACAGCGGCCGCAGUCGCUAGAGAUAAAGACAUCAAGAAUUCGUUCCACCAGUUUAGAAUCACGGGAUCCCCAGGAGCAGUCGGUUUCUUGCUUACCUGCUUGUGCAUCUCGAUCUGAAUGCAUUGGGGCACCUCAAUAUAAAAAACUCAUAAGACGUUACAGCAUAAGUGAAGCAGAUAGUAAUGAAAGAGCCCCGCUCUACUCCGAGUCUAAACCUGUAAAGGCCAAAGUUCCUGAGAAAGAAAAUGAGCAACCCCGGGCAUCUCUAAGCAAAUCAAAAACUGCGGUGGACUUGACGUAUGCUCAGCUCGGAGAUGCAAAGAGAAAGCCUGUAUAUUCCAUUAAAACAGAGGGUGGAAGAGAGCUGGAAUUAUUUCAAGAGGGUAAAAGUGGAGGAGAAGAAAUUCUUGGACUUUCAGGUGAAGACGAUGAUGAUGAAGAAGAGAAGUGCUGUUCCUUUUGUUUCUGCUACCGUAAAUGUGAUUCUACCGAUGAAAGCAGUGAAAAGGAUGAACUUUCAUAUUCCAUUCCAUUACAGCUACUGCCAGGAAUGCAGUUAGAUGCUCACACACUUCCUGUGGUCAGUAAGACCCUACAAGUUCUGGAUGCAGACGGUUGCAGUGGAGAAGAAGAAACCCAAAGCCAGGAAAUUGACUUAAGAACUACUGGGACCUUAGAAAGCAGUCUUUCCCGUGUGAAGGCACUCCAGGGCAAGACUUUCUCAUUGCCUGAUGGAUUCCUUGCUGCUCAACUCGAUGCCAAUGAAUUGCUAUCUGUCCUUCGACAAUGUGCUGGAAACCCACAAGGUGAUGCAGAUCCUAGACAGCAAGCUCCUCGGUUAGCCGAGUACAAACAAGAGUUGGCAUUACGUUUCAAAGAAUUCCGCGCUUCCUGUAGAAGGGUGGCAGGAGUGGAAAAAAGUCCCACACGGAUGCUCCUGGCCGUGACAGCCAGCUUCCAGGUGCUUUGUGGCCUAAUAGAGACAUUCAUCAAGUUAGUGUGUGUAGUGCGCUCAGAAUCUCAGAGGCAGGAGCUACUCAAAAAAGUAGAAGAGGUGGCUUUAAAUUAUACCUUCCUUCUUAGGGCAGCUGAGGAGUCAAUGAGUCGGACUGGAAGUCUCCCCACACCAAAAAGUAGUAGCAGCCAGCCUCCUCCUCCAUCUGUUCAGGGGAGCAAUACAGUCAGUUCUCAAUCUCUUUCUAUAAAACCAGUCAUUAAAAAGUAAAUCGUGAGGACUUUGCCCCAUGUACUUAUUUAUUUUAUGUUUGACUUGACAAAAAAAACAAAAACUGCUGUGUUAGAUCUUGAAUUAUACCUCUCACAUGCAAUCAAAUAUUCUGAUAUUUCCAUAAUGAUGUUUUGUAUGCUUCGGUGAAGUCAGACAUUGUCAUUUUUGUUUUUUUCAGGUGUGCCAUUUUAUGUCAACAAAUAUAGUGUAUAACAGUACAUUAUAAUACCUUUCACUUUACAUAGAAUUACAUCCUCAUUGAAAAACUUUAUGCUGUUGUGUGACUGUUGCUGUUAACUGGGCUCAAGGGGUACCACUUGAGGCCCAAUUGUAUUAUCAGGGUGGGGCCAGUGAGUUCAUCUCACCACCAGAACUGAAUGCCACAGUUGAGCGAGGAGAAAAAAAAAAAGACCUGCAAAAAGGUACUAUAUAUAUAUACUGGCCCAAAAACAAAGUCUUAAAAAUAUACAAAACAAAACGAACUGGACUGUUGCUUCUAAAUAUAUACUUUAAUGUUGUUUUACACCAAGUAUAUGCUAAUAGUUAUCACACUUCUAAUUAAAAGUACUACUGUAAAGAAUUUAUUUUUAUUUCAAAGAAAUAUAUUAAAAUA